AUGCGGCUCUAUCUCGUCCCUAUCUCCACAGGGCGAUCUCUCCUUUACUGCAAAAGAGCCAAUACACAAGCUGCGAAGGAGCUGAGCCGUAUUGACAGGAUCACCGAAAAGGCAUCUGCUACCUGGGCGGGGUGGGAGGAGGCUGAUAAAGGCUGGAGAAAGAUCCUCGUUGCCUAUGGAAACCGUGUGCUCCAGCGAAUACCUUACGAGGAAUGGGGCCUCAAGAGCGUGCCACCGUUGAACACGAAGAGGGAGACUGAGGAGCUGGAAAGACAUACCCAAGUUCCGUUGGUCUUCCCGAAAAAUGUCAUUAAGGAGAGCAAGGUGCUAGACCUUCUCAGAAAGAUGGCUACUGAACGACAAAGUUUACACCGGAGCAGGAUGUGGUGGAGUAUUGCUAUUGCGCCGCUGACGGCCCCUAUCGCCCUCAUACCUCUUAUUCCAAACGUCCCAUUCUUCUACUUUGUUUACCGUGGGUGGUCGCAUUGGAGAGCAUUGAGCGGCUCAAAACACCUUUGCUUCUUACUUGAUAACAAACUCAUACAUCCCACAUCCCUCCCGGCUUUGGAAAGUCACUAUUCCAAAAAUCCGGCUUUUAACGAAAAGGAUUUUUCGGGGACAAAUUCUGGGAACGUGAACUCAACCGAAGUUAUCCUGUUAAAGGAGUCAGAUGGCAAGAAGCUGGCGAAAAUCCUGGGUCCUCCUGAGCUUGCUGCGGAGGUGGAGAGGGCCGUGGGUCAAGUAAAACAUUUUUUCAACCAGAAUAAACAACAGUGA
Molecule: messenger RNA, 777 nt
Organism: Paracoccidioides lutzii Pb01
Exons: 3
Coding region: 1-777 (258 amino acids)
Biological process (GO): potassium ion transport; proton transmembrane transport
Cellular component (GO): mitochondrial inner membrane
Source: RefSeq, a predicted model, not a curated record